AUGGCUUCUUCUGCAGAUUUGUUAUCCUCAAACUCUAAUUCCCGACCUCAGACACCAUUGCUACCACUCACCGUCAACCCAUCCUCUAACAUUUCGAGAAAAAACUUCAAAACCAUUCUUCACUUCAUCCCUACGCUAGCCACAGCUCUCGUCUCCAUUUACUCCAUAAACUUGGCUAUGGAGAUCUCUCUUUUUCCCAAACAACCCAUUUUCCACAUCACCUCCCUCUCUCUCUCCAACUUCACCGUCUCGGAAAAAAAGCUCGCUGCCGUCUGGGUCGUCAACGUGACGGUCUUUAAUCCCAGCUUUGCCUUGCAGGUCGCCAUUGAUGAAAUUGAAAGCUCGAUUCUCUACAAAGAAGACGACCCUCUUUCUAUAACUUCUGUCAAUGGCUUCCACUUGGGGUUGAGGGAGAAAAAGGAUUUGCGGAUGAAGUUUGCGACGACGGGUCGGGAGCCGGUGGUGGAAUACCCGGUGUUGAGGGAGAUGGGUGGGGAAUGGAGAGGCGGAACGGUGUCGUUUAGCUUGGAAAUGACCAUGUGGAGCACGUAUAGGACAGGGCUGUUUGGGUGGUCAAGGCGUGUUUACGUUAAUCCUUAUUGCCUCGGUUUAGAUGUUGGGUUUGAUGAUGGACGGCUGAUAGGGAGUGGGCCCAAGGAUUGUAUGGUCUUGAUGCUAGUUACUUGA
This is a messenger RNA of Carica papaya (papaya), 687 nucleotides long. RefSeq lists its product as uncharacterized. NCBI's taxonomy places the organism in Eukaryota, Viridiplantae, Streptophyta, Magnoliopsida, Brassicales, Caricaceae. The record is from RefSeq and is a predicted model, not a curated record.